GGUAAUAUUGAUUGACACCAUUAAAGUAUGUGUUCUUUGGAAUUUACUUAUGUUAACGUUCUUUUUGUUUGCUGUGUAGAUCAAGCUUCUAUUCAAAAUGUCGUCAACACUACUAAGAUAUUAAUAAAUCCUGAUAUCCCUGAGGCUAUUGAAUUUAGGAAUAGCAUUGCUGUCCAUGGCAUUGAGGUGGAAACAAAAGUACCUGUUAUCGGUGGAAGUGCUAAACCUUCAAUGGAUGAAGAUUUUCUGCGUAUGUAUCCCAGAAAGAAAGUGUCCGAGCUUGCUGAUAUGGAAGAAGAUGGUAUCUUCGCUGUCUAUGGGGUUGUUACCUCAAUUGUCGAAGGGGAGGAUUGGUGGUAUCCCGCGUGUAAGUGCCAUAGAUCUGUCGUUCCUGAUUCUGGGCCAUACUUUUGCAAUGGAUGCUCCAAACACGUGUUUCACAUUGUGCCAAGGUUCAAAACGAAGGUCGAAGUCUCUGAUGGUGAUGCUGCUUCUGUGUUUGUUAUAUUUGAUUCAAACAUGAGUUAUAUCAUGGAGAAAUUGUGUGCUGAUUUUGUUGGAAAAGCAAAGGAAUAUUUCAUUGUUAUAAGUCUUCCUAUGCCUAAUGAUUUAUAGUUGUGAUGUUGAAAUCUUCUCCUGCGCAGGUAUGCAAUGAUAAGUCACACCCUGCUGAAUUUCAGGGACUGGUUGGUAAGAUGUUAUUUAUCAUUGAGAAGGGAAUGAAGCAUAUGAAAAUCUUUGACGGGGCCUUUAGGGUUAAAUGUGUGUGCUCCGAUUCUAAAAUUAUUGAGACUUUUUGUGUUAAAGGCCCAUGUUUUACUCCCAUUAAGGUAAACCAUGUUUGAGUUAAUUUUGUAAAUUUAGAUAUGCUAUCAUGUGUUUGUCUCUGUUCAUAUUCUGUUAUUAUAAGCUGAUAUUCGUUGUUAUUGUAGACUAUGUCGGAAGUUAUUGAUGUUGACACCGACAAUAGUGAUGAUGAAUUCGUGGAAGAUUCUCAACCUCUUGCAUUUGAUGGAGUUAUCAUUGCAUAAGUACGUGUUGUUUGGAAUUUACUUAUAUUAACGUUAAGAGGAACUUGUCGGACGCGUUUGAUGGAGUUGCCAAGCUUGAGGGCAUUAAAACCUUGAAGCGCGUUAAAAUUGAGAAAGAAUAGUGAAAAUUGCUUUUUAGACCCUCCUAUUAUACUUCCAGGCCCCCCGUCUUGACCAAUUUGCCCUUAAAAACCAUUUUGGUACCUGCAAUACGAAACAAGACUAUUUUGGUACGUAACUACCGAAAUGGUGGAAACGCUACAAAAAAAUAACGUGAUUAAUUGCGGGGAUUUUAAACCUAUUUUGGGGGGUUCUAUGUCAUACUUGCGGGGGUUUUAAGCAACUGUGGUAUGUUGUGUUCUUACUGCACUAAUUUUGAGGAGGUUCCAAACCCCCGCAAAAGAUGCAAAAUAAAUCAAACAUUCUCCAGCACUAGAUUAGCGCUAGAUGUGGAAACAUAAAA
Molecule: messenger RNA, 1494 nt
Organism: Trifolium pratense (red clover)
Lineage: Eukaryota; Viridiplantae; Streptophyta; Magnoliopsida; Fabales; Fabaceae
Exons: 3
Coding region: 28-615 (195 amino acids)
Biological process (GO): DNA replication; DNA repair; DNA recombination
Cellular component (GO): nucleus
Molecular function (GO): DNA binding
Source: RefSeq, a predicted model, not a curated record